Camelina sativa (false flax) is the source of this 1370-nucleotide messenger RNA. RefSeq names its product putative prolyl 4-hydroxylase 8. NCBI's taxonomy places the organism in Eukaryota, Viridiplantae, Streptophyta, Magnoliopsida, Brassicales, Brassicaceae. The record is from RefSeq and is a predicted model, not a curated record. Gene Ontology annotation, biological process: peptidyl-proline hydroxylation to 4-hydroxy-L-proline. Gene Ontology annotation, cellular component: endoplasmic reticulum. Gene Ontology annotation, molecular function: procollagen-proline 4-dioxygenase activity; iron ion binding; L-ascorbic acid binding.
CUAACGUCAAGUUGUGUGAAGCCACUCUGUUUCUGUAUAUAACAGAAACGCUAAAGACGAAACUAAAAAAGAUAAGAAUUAUAAUAAGCUUACUUUCCCUUCCAUUUUCAAUUGCAUGUUUUCAUGUAACGGUCUAUUGCUCUUUUGUCUUCGAUUUUGGAUCUCUAUAGGAUUCUUCAAAUUUUGUAGAAUAUAAACAAAAAAAAUGGCGAAGAAACCGAAGCAUCAUCUCCGUCAUCAUCAGCCGCGUAGGUCUUUAUCGAUGCAAGCUUUCACAGUUCUCAUACUUGUGCUUUUCGUCAUUCUGAUCCUUCUCUGUCUCGGAAUUCUUUCACUACCGAGCAUCACCAAUAACUCUUCUAGGCCGAUGGAUUUGACCAACGUUGUACAAACGAUCGAGGAGAGUAGCGAGAGUUAUGGAGACGAAGAAGACAGUAAUGGUGACCGCUGGGUCGAAGUUAUCUCGUGGGAGCCUAGAGCUUUCGUUUACCACAAUUUCUUGACAAAUGAAGAAUGUGAGCACUUGAUUAGCCUCGCGAAACCUAGUAUGGUGAAGUCAAAAGUAGUAGAUGUGAAAACCGGAAAGAGCAAAGACAGCAGAGCACGAACCAGUUCAGGAACUUUUCUUAAGAGAGGACAUGACGAAAUCGUGGAAGAUAUUGAGAAUAGGAUUUCAGAUUUCACCUUCAUUCCUAUAGAAAAUGGAGAAGGGCUACAAGUUCUCCAUUAUGAAGUUGGGCAGAAAUAUGAACCUCACCACGACUACUUCUUUGAUGAGUUCAACACCAGGAAAGGAGGGCAAAGAAUUGCUACACUUCUUAUGUACCUCUCGGACGUUGAAGAAGGCGGCGAAACAGUUUUCCCAUCUGCCAAAGGAAACGUUAGUGAUGUCCCAUGGUGGGACGAGCUCUCACAGUGUGGCAAAACAGGACUCUCUGUUUUACCAAAGAAGAGAGAUGCUUUACUUUUCUGGAGUAUGAAGCCUGACGCGGCUCUAGACCCUUCUAGUUUGCAUGGUGAGAGAGAGAGAGGUGGUUGUCCAGUGAUCAAAGGAAACAAGUGGUCAUCAACUAAGUGGUUUCACGUUCACGAGUACAAGGCUUGAAUAAAAAAAAUAAGCUUUUGAAGAGGUUCCUAGCUACGAUCCCACACAAACAUGUACUAUAGUAUAUGUGUGUAUCAUUGUCAGUUUUGCUGUACCAGCAAAAUAGCCUUCUGGCCUUUAAAUUAGAACUUGCUUUGAUACAUAAUAUAAAUUUAAAUAAUUGUACACGAACAAUUUUUCUUUUGGUGUGUGAGAAUCCCUACGAAUAAUAAUAGUAAUUAACAACUAAUAACAAUAGAAAAACUAUCUAUUGAAUUCCUGUUUA